GACAGCUCAAUUUUAGUCUGUAUAUUGCGUGCGUAAAUGUUCUCCCGUGUAGGCAGAAAAUGGUUUCAAUUUCAAGUUCGUUCUACACCAUAAGUGCAACUUUGGGAAUGAUUAUCUUUUCUCAUUCAACAGAGGCGUUGAGAGCGUUUCUUUCAGUUGCCGUACACAACAGUGGAUUUCAUCGUGACAUUCACUACGGACUUCGCUUUGGUGGGAUUGGGCGGAUGUCAUGCGAGCUUCUCCUCGUUCAGCAUCUGCCAGCAGCAAUCUACGUCAAUACGGACCAGCUGGUCGAUAUGAAACGCUUCCACAAGAUCAACAGUUACGUGCCUUUGUACGUGGACGUGGAGAAACCAACCAGCAAAUCUGAUCCUUUCACCGUGUACCUGUAUGAAUCGGUGCGAAAAGAGAUCAACAUAACGCUACCGAUCCACUUUCGUUAUCACGAUCCGUCGGGUCGCAAGUUCGAGAGAAUUCAAGUGGAAAGCCCGACGCUGUACGUGCGAUGCAGCAACGUCCAUGCGAGCAAGUAUCCACUGCGAACGGUGGGUAAAGCGACCUUGCCGUGCUCGGAGAGUGCAGAGAUCGAGGAUUACGAUAAACUGCAUCUAGCGGACCUUUGCGAGUGGGAAGAAAUGGAAUUUAAUAAUCUGCCAACGGUAAUAAGUGUCUUAAUACCGGUAGGAAAUAGUGCUUCGUAUAGCUUCGUGCUACCGGCCACGAUCUUAGUCAGCUGGAUAGGCAGCAUGUAUCUGAUCUACGUAAUUCUUAAAGUAGGGCGGAAGGUGAACAAAAAGCUGCUAUAAGACAAGCACAA
Messenger RNA from Anopheles nili, 817 nucleotides. RefSeq names its product phosphatidylinositol-glycan biosynthesis class X protein (gene PIG-X). The transcript has 4 exons. The record is from RefSeq and is a predicted model, not a curated record. Gene Ontology annotation, cellular component: endoplasmic reticulum membrane. The coding region runs from base 60 to 806 and encodes 248 amino acids. Lineage: Eukaryota; Metazoa; Arthropoda; Insecta; Diptera; Culicidae. Gene Ontology annotation, biological process: GPI anchor biosynthetic process.